This is a messenger RNA of Eurypyga helias (sunbittern), 552 nucleotides long. Its product is annotated as zinc finger protein 474-like. The annotation marks the transcript as partial. The record is from RefSeq and is a predicted model, not a curated record. NCBI's taxonomy places the organism in Eukaryota, Metazoa, Chordata, Aves, Eurypygiformes, Eurypygidae. The transcript has 5 exons.
UCGGGAGCGCAGGAAGCGCUGGCAGUUGUGAGACCCAUCCGCGUGCCUCCAAGUGCUGUCUCUGCAGGACAUUUUGAUGCUCCUCCUGGAGCAGGGCUGGUGCUGACACCACGCCUAGCCCAGGACGUGCCUCAGGACACAGUCAAGUCCAUAAUCUGCAAUACCACAAAUGGCCGCUAUAUUUGUUACAUAUGCAGUCAUGAAUAUGGAACAAAAUCUAUUAGUAUUUAUGAGCUAAAAUGCCUGAAAAAAUGGCACCAGGAGAAUGACAUGCUACCCAAGCACCUGAGAAGGCCAGAGCCCAAAAAGCCUGAGUCCCAUAUAAGUGUGUUGCCUCAUGCUCCUGGCCUCAAGAAAAUAAUCUCGGUGUUGUUCUUUUUCCGUAAGACUUACUCUCUAUCAUCUGCCAAAGGUUUCUAUGAUCUUGAUUCUUUAAAUGAGGCUGCCUGGAUCAGCGCCCAGAACCAGCUCGUUCCAUGUGAUAUUUGUGGGCGUACUUUUCUUCCAGACAGACUGAUCAUCCACCAGCAUUCCUGUAAACCGAAACGUGCG